Molecule: messenger RNA, 2712 nt
Organism: Haliotis rufescens (red abalone)
Lineage: Eukaryota; Metazoa; Mollusca; Gastropoda; Lepetellida; Haliotidae
Exons: 6
Coding region: 156-998 (280 amino acids)
Source: RefSeq, a predicted model, not a curated record
ACCAGUUUGCAUGCCUACGGCUGAUAAGCCGUGAGAGUUCUCCGGUAGAAAUGCAAGGCUUGUGUUGCGGUUGUUUUCCAGUCGGAAUUGGCUUUACAGAAAACGGAUUUAAUUUUAUUUGAAUGUGAUGAUAUCUGUGAAGUUGAUGUGAAACGAUGGGAUCUGGAUCUAGUAAGGAAAAGACAGGUAGGGUCGAUACGAGGGGAGGGGGUUCAAAACCAGUCGCUGUUGCUAAUGUAAAUAACAACGUAUCCAUAAAGUCCACGACGGGUCAUUCCAAAAGCGGAACCAAUACGGACACCGGAACGACGAAUCAAUCACCGUCGAAAUCACCCGUUAAAGACUCAAAUGUUGAAAAAACUACUACGGAACGUUCUCCAAGUAAGUCAGUUAAAACUGACAAAAAACCCGUCAGUAAACUGGAAUGGAAUAGUGACUCCGACCUCGACGACGAUGACUGGGACGACUUCCUCGGAAAGACGACUUCAAAACCAGUGCCCAAACCGGACUCUAAAGUGUCACAUGGGGAACAAGAGCAGACCGCGCAUAACGAAAUGAAAACUCAGGAACUAUACCCAGAGACCUACGCACAACGCCACACGCGGCAACAGUACACAUUCGGACAGGAUAGGUUGAUUCGAGAGAAGACGAUCUACAGGAACCCAGACGACUGGGGCUUUGACGAGGACAAGGAAGAAGUGACGGAAGUAAUUGAGGCAACCAAGGGGUUUGAUGCCUCCAAGUUCCGGGCUGCGAACCAGGGAAAGCCUGUUCGAGAAAAGGACAUUUUCUCCACUCAAGACGAGUUUGAGACGCCUCGAUAUCUCCGGUCCAGUGAGCCAGAGGAACAACAGACGACCGUUAGCCAAAAGCCCACACCGAUGGUGCUCCCCCAAUACAACAAGGAGGAGGAAGACCUGAUGGCCCAGUUGAUGGAGGACGAUGAUGACUUCUUCCCUCAUCAAGCCAUGCACCACUCCAACAUCAUGACGUUCUGAGUUCCAAUCUGUCAACAGUCUAUCUGGCUGGGAAUCCUGAGACAGUUCACUCUACACACUAAGAAGUACAUUCGAGCAGAGGGCUUGAUGCACUUUUGUUAUCGGCAUCAAAUUAAUGUAUGCUGAAAAACUACUUUGGUGCGUUUCAGAUUCAGUUGUGAUUGCUGCUAUACAAACAUUCAAUCAUAGAUUCUACUGUAACAGAGACCUGCAUCACUUCGGGCUUUCCUCCCACAUUAAGCUGACACACCAUGAUAUAACUGGAAUACUGUUAAAAACGGCGUUAAACCCAACUCACUCACUCACUCUACUGUAACAGAUUUACUGUCAACAUGUUGAGAACAAUGUCCAGUAACUCUGUGCUGAGGACAACCCUCUCAAUGCACAUUGCAAGUGUGGCGGCCAUUUUGAAUUUUCAAGAUAUAUCAAACAUUCUUUGCUGCACAUGGGGGAUAUGUUCCAAACAAAUAACAGAGGUAGAAACCAACAUUUUUAGUCCACUAGUCCUCACAAUAACAUAUAGCAAAACCCUUAAAAUGGCAAAUGUCUACUUGUCCUUAUGAUACCUUAACUAUUGGGUUUUCCAAGGACUACACUUCUAGUGCCAAUUUCUAACACUGAAUUAAACUGUUCUCAGUAUUUCAGCUGAGGAGACUCAUAAUAUGUUACCCAAGUGGUUGUUUUGAGAAACCAGUCAGUUUGAGUUACAACUAGAUGACAAAUCUACAACUACUACACAGCAAUGACCGUACCACCCAUCUAACCCCUGGUGAAAACAUUUUUAUGAGACCCUAUUGGGUUUAUUUGUUAUUUUCAUGCCUACUCAAUUUGAAAAAUGCUGUGAUUUGAGUCUCUGUUUUAUCGUCAAUUAAUGACAGACAUAUAUACAGACAUUGUCUACCAUCACUUUUGUUUCUUAACUUGGUGAGUUAGGUAAUUUUUAUUUUCAGUUUUAUAGGACAAGAUGCAUGAGCCACAAUCAUAAGUCCAUUACAAAUAACUGAACAAGUUUAACAAACUAAUAACUUAUAUUACAAAUGCCUGUUGGUCAUAUGUUCUUUUGUUUUAUUUUCAUGAUGUAAUGAUAUGUCAAACUAUAUAUUAUUUAUCAUCCACAAAUAAUCUUCCACAGGAGAUAUCAGCCAUAUCAGAUGGAACAGCAGACCAUUGUGACAUCAUCGGUUACCAUGACAACACUAUCAAAUGACAUCACCAAUGCAUCUGCCACUGGUUAGGUGUUCUUGUUACACUCAUGACACUGGUUAUUACUAAAAUAAAAUUGGGAGAAUGUUUUUGAUGAUAAAUAGGAUUUUUCCAUAGUGUCUUUUGAUAUAAAACGUAAAUUAAAAUUUAAAACUCUGAGGCAUAACCUGUUCUGUUAUGUUUUAUAUCAAAUGACACUUGAGCGAGAUUCGCUCCUUCCCAACCCCUGCUGGACACAAGCACAGUGCCUGAGAGAAUGUUGAAUUACAGAGCAAUAUUCCAGACAAAUGUUGGGCAUCAGAUCUUACAUUAGGACUUUCCAACAUUGAGAGGAUUAUUUCAGUCAGGGUAUUUUCAGCUGGAUCACAAAAUCAAUUUUGUCAUCUUCAUUCUUUCUCGGACCCGUGUUAGAAUAGGUCUUCAGCAACCCAAGCUUGCCGUAAAAGGCGACUAUGCUUGUCACAAGAGGCGACUAAUGGGAUCAGAUGGUCAGGCUUGUUGAUGCAUGUCA